GCCCACAUGCCCCUGGGCUGCCGCACUGGAUUUGGAGGUGCUGCAACCGGAGGCACAGGCAGGACCACGGCGCUGUUGCACCAUGUGGGAAAGAGGGCAUUGACUCCAGGGGUCACAUUACGGAGUCAAACUUCAAGAGAACCGACCAGCCCCCAGGCAUUCGCCUGCGCAAGAAAAUACAGGAGCGCAUCCUCAAUGGGGAGUUUGUGGAGCUGUUUUCCUUGCUAUCCCAUGCUGCUUUGACGAGCCUAAAAGCCAAACCUGCUGAGCGGCAGAAAAAAGACAAAAAAGUGAGUGUUGGGUGUAACUUCCGUAAUUGGCUGACCACAUUCUCCACCUACAUGGGAGUGAUAGUGGCCACUUUUCCUGACAGGGGUUGGCACCUGACCAACUACCUGCUUAUCAUUUUAAAGGCCAAAGCCAUGGCUGGGGAGGUAGCGACGCUCGCGUACAAUGAAGCAUUCAGGGAGCGGGCGACAGAGGAUGACACAGUUAG
Podarcis lilfordi (Lilford's wall lizard) is the source of this 496-nucleotide messenger RNA. Lineage: Eukaryota; Metazoa; Chordata; Lepidosauria; Squamata; Lacertidae. The record is from the annotation of a GenBank genome assembly.